Messenger RNA from Ruditapes philippinarum (Manila clam), 998 nucleotides. Its product is annotated as non-structural maintenance of chromosomes element 4 homolog A-like. Gene Ontology annotation, cellular component: nucleus; Smc5-Smc6 complex. The transcript is spliced from 10 exons. Lineage: Eukaryota; Metazoa; Mollusca; Bivalvia; Venerida; Veneridae. The record is from RefSeq and is a predicted model, not a curated record. Gene Ontology annotation, biological process: DNA repair. Bases 27 to 998 code for a protein of 323 amino acids.
CACGCUUUACUACAACACCGUUGAAAAUGGCGGAUAACGAAGGAUUUCAAGAGGAAACUCAGCAAAACCGUGAAGAAAGGAGACAAAUUAGAUUAAGAUACAGGAAUUUAAUUGACGAGCUUCAAGAGAAUCGUGAAGAAUUGAUCAACCCAGAAUCAAAUGAGCUCAGUGAAAGACUCAGAGAAGCUGAUGAAUUGUUUAAACCAGUUAAAUGUGCUCGGGAGGUUGCGCUGGACUCUCAAGCCAUGUCGAUGAUUGCCAACAUUGGGCGCAUGAAAGCUCAGGCAUUACAUACAGAGUUUGUGAGAUUUCAGCCUACAGAAUUUGCUAGUAAAUUAAUUAAUUUUGUUGGUGGACAGACUGCAUCCCAGUCAGAAAGUGCAAGAAUAUCUGCAUUAGGUUGGGCAAGGUUAGGUAAAGCCACUCAGCCAUUCUUUAAACGAGCACCUACCUUCCAGUAUAUGCUUGGGUCAUUUGAGAGAGGACCUAAACCUGUGAAGGAAAGACAACAGAGGGCUCCAAAAGAAAAAGACAACAUUGUUGGGAAAGAAACUGUGCCUCAACAGCUGAAGGAUUUUAAGACAACAGAUCAGAGCGAGGCAACAACAGAAGAAGUAGAGAGGGUUUUACAAAUACUGAGAGAUCUAUACCAACAGAUGGGUGAUGGGAAAGACCCUCUGAGUUAUUUUGAUUUUGUGUUAAAUCCAGACUCAUUUGGUCGCACUGUUGAGAAUAUCUUCCAUGUUUCUUUCCUUAUCAGAGAUGGUUUAGCCAAGAUGGUCAUAGAUAAUGAAGGAUUGCCCACCAUAUACCCAGUUGACCAAGCUGAGGCACAGAAAAAUAAGGAGAAAGGUAGUCAGAGACGUCAUCAGACUGUCAUGUCAAUCACACCUGGAGACUGGAAGGAACUUGUGAAAAUUUUUAAAAAAUUGAGGAAAGCUGCAAUUCCACCUCGAGAAAGCCAAGAAAAUGGAGCACAGAAUGGUCAUGGUGAUUGA